UGUCUACAAGGAUGACAACACAAAUUUCAUAUAUCCGUAGGCUCCUGAAAUUUUUCUCAUAUUCUUAGUGGAAACAGAUUUACGGCGCAUCUCUAAAAAAUUGAUCAACGCAAAAACAAUAUUACUGCACUAUGUUACGCAAAAAUAUAAUAGACUGGUUUUCCAGACCGCCUUUCUCCAAGAGCAACAUGAUCUCCUCGUACGUGUCUGCACAGAACGACAACUUCUAGAACAAGACAAGAGCGAAUUUCAUGGCAAACGCUCAGCAGAUGUGAAGCGACUAAAGGAAGAAGCCGGUGAAUUACAGCGUCGGGCUCAGAACGUCUUAGCAGCAGAAAGACAAAUUGAUGAAAUGAAGAAACAUUACGAAAUGAAAAUGCGACAGUUGCAAGAGCUGGAAAUGUCGUUAAUGGAGGAAUGUGUGGAAAUGGAAAACAUUCGAAAUCAGAUUUCGACGCAAAAAAUCCGGAUCUCCGAUAAGAGAGUGAGUUUUUUCGCGCAAGAAAACCAAGAAAAUUACUUACUUUUUCCAUCAAUUAAAGUCAUUAUCCACUUCAGGAACGAAAGCGUACGUACAGUCCUCAAGAAACAUUCGGAGUUCCUUGAACGAUACAUGGGUCAAAAAGUAGCCGCUGUCGCACCACGUCCAGCGAAUUUCGAUUCGCCUUAA
Angiostrongylus costaricensis is the source of this 670-nucleotide messenger RNA. NCBI's taxonomy places the organism in Eukaryota, Metazoa, Nematoda, Chromadorea, Rhabditida, Metastrongylidae. The record is from the annotation of a GenBank genome assembly.